This is a messenger RNA of Coniophora puteana RWD-64-598 SS2, 5373 nucleotides long. RefSeq names its product glycosyltransferase family 48 protein. Bases 1 to 5373 code for a protein of 1790 amino acids. Lineage: Eukaryota; Fungi; Basidiomycota; Agaricomycetes; Boletales; Coniophoraceae. Gene Ontology annotation, biological process: fungal-type cell wall polysaccharide biosynthetic process; (1->3)-beta-D-glucan biosynthetic process. The record is from RefSeq and is a predicted model, not a curated record. Gene Ontology annotation, molecular function: 1,3-beta-D-glucan synthase activity. Gene Ontology annotation, cellular component: plasma membrane; 1,3-beta-D-glucan synthase complex. The transcript is spliced from 11 exons.
AUGGCUGCUCAAUACCCCCAUUCCGGUUCCCCUACAGCCGACCCUAACGACCCCUUCGGCUCCUCUUCUGCCAUUCCACGCAGAUAUUACAAUGACACCGAUUCCGACAAUAUUGACACUUACGGCCGGAGAGAUACCUACGCCUCCGAUAGCUCAGCCAAUGGUCUCAACGAUGGAGAGCGGUAUUAUGACCACAACGGUCAAUAUGACCCCUACGCCCAACCCGAUACGGAUUCAGACGUAGAUGUCUAUCCAAGAGGACAUGCCCCCUCCGCAGAAUCGUUAGGCCCUCGUAUGGGAGGCAUGUCGGAAUCCAGUGCGACCGGGUACCAUGACUCGUAUGCUGGACCAACCGGGGCACGCGAUGCGUACCCAGCUUGGACGCCCGAGCGUCAAAUCCCUCUCUCAAAGGAGGAGAUCGAGGACAUCUUCCUCGACCUCACGCAGAAGUUCGGCUUCCAACGCGACUCCAUGCGUAAUAUGUUCGAUUUCUUGAUGCAACUCCUCGACAGCCGAGCCUCGAGGAUGUCACCCAAUCAGGCCCUGCUCACUCUUCACGCGGACUACAUCGGCGGAGAACAUGCCAACUACCGGAAGUGGUACUUCGCUGCCCAGCUCGACUUAGAUGACGCUAUCGGACAAGCCCAAAACCCGGGACUCCAGCGUCUCCGGUCCACCAAGCGGAAGAACUCAACUCGGACCAGUGGGCAGAAGUCGUUGGCGACGGCCAUGGAGAGAUGGCGCCAGGCGAUGAACAACAUGAGCCAGUACGAUCGGCUCCGGCAGAUCGCGUUGUACCUAUUGCUAUGGGGCGAGGCGGCCCAAGUCCGCUUUGUGCCAGAGUGUCUGUGCUUCAUCUUCAAGUGCGCGGACGACUAUUACCGGUCGCCCGAGUGCCAGAACCGGGUUGAGCCCGUGCCUGAGGGCUUGUACCUUAGGGCAGUUGUGAAGCCUCUCUACCGCUUCAUUCGUGAUCAGGGUUACGAAGUCGUCGACGGGAGGUUUGUUCGGAGGGAACGGGACCACGCUGACAUCAUCGGCUAUGAUGAUGUGAACCAGCUAUUUUGGUAUCCUGAGGGCAUUGCGCGCAUUACCCUUCAAGACAAGACGAGGUUGAUUGAUUUGCCACCACCCCAACGAUGGAUGAAGUUCGACCGCGUCGAUUGGAAUAGCGCGUUCUUUAAGACCUAUUACGAGAAGCGUUCAUUCGGUCACCUUCUGGUCAACUUCAACCGGAUUUGGGUCAUCCACAUCUCCCUUUACUGGUUCUACACCGCAUACAACUCGCCCAAGGUUUAUCAGGUCUACCUCGCAAACGGCAACACGGUUAAUCCUCCCGCUCUGACAUGGUCUGCCACCGCUCUCGGCGGUGCAGUCGCCACCGUCAUCAUGAUUGCUGCGACACUGGCCGAAUUCUCGUAUAUACCAACCACCUGGAAUAAUACUUCACACCUUUCCCGUCGUUUGAUUUUCCUCGGUAUCACCCUUGCUCUCACGGUCGGCCCUACGUUCUACAUUGCCAUCGCCGAGGACACCAGCGGAGGCAACAGUGGUUCUCUAGCCCUCAUCCUGGGUAUCGUGCAGUUCUUCAUUGCCGUCGUCGCCACCCUUCUGUUCUCCAUCAUGCCGUCUGGACGGAUGUUCGGUGAUCGUGUUGCUGGCAAGUCGCGCAAGUACCUGGCCAGCCAAACCUUUACCGCCAGUUACCCUGGUCUCUCUACCCAGGCUCGUUUAGCAUCCAUCCUCAUGUGGGCUCUCAUCUUCGGGUGCAAGGCUACGGAGUCGUACUGGUUCUUGACGCUCUCGUUCCGUGACCCAAUUGCUGUCAUGGUGACGAUGACCAUUCAAAACUGCAACGACAAGUACUUUGGCCCAAACCUUUGCUUGAAUCAGGCACACUUCACGCUGGCAAUCAUGUAUGUCAUGGACCUCAUCUUGUUCUUCCUCGACACAUUCUUGUGGUACAUCAUCUGGAACACGGUAUUCAGUAUCGGUCGGUCGUUCAUGCUUGGAUUGUCGAUCUGGACGCCCUGGAAGGAUAUUUACACCCGGCUACCCAAGCGCAUUUACUCGAAGAUUUUGGCAUCGAAAGACAUGGAGGUUAGAUAUAAGCCCAAGGUCCUGGUCUCGCAAGUCUGGAAUGCUAUAAUCAUCUCGAUGUACCGCGAGCACUUGCUCUCCAUCGAACAUGUGCAGAAGCUCCUCUACCACCAGGUUGACACCGGACAUGAUGGCAAGCGCAGUCUUCGUGCCCCGCCGUUCUUCAUCUCGCAGAGCGACAAGGGUUUCAAGGGCGAUUUCUUCCCGCCUGGCAGCGAGGCUGAGCGUCGUAUCUCAUUCUUCGCGCAAUCUCUCACCGUCAACCUCCCGGAGCCCCUGCCCGUCGAUGCCAUGCCCACAUUCACGGUUUUGACUCCUCAUUACAGCGAGAAGAUCCUACUGUCGCUCCGUGAGAUCAUUCGCGAGGAAGACCAGAAUACUCGUGUCACUCUUCUUGAGUACUUGAAGCAGCUUCAUCCGGUCGAAUGGGACAACUUCGUCAAGGAUACCAAGAUCCUCGCCGAGGAAUCCGCCAUGUUCAACGGCGGCAACAGCCCCUUCGCUGCCGAUGAGAAGGCCCAGUCGAAGAUGGACGAUCUUCCGUUCUACUGCAUUGGUUUCAAGAGCUCUGCACCCGAAUUCACUCUGCGUACCCGUAUUUGGGCUUCGCUUCGUGCCCAAACUCUGUACCGCACGGUCUCUGGUAUGAUGAACUACUCGAAGGCGAUCAAGCUCCUCUACCGUGUCGAGAACCCCGAAGUUGUUCAGCAGUUCGGAGGCAACACCGACAGACUCGAGCGUGAGCUUGAGCGAAUGGCUCGCCGCAAGUUCAAGUUCCUCGUUUCGAUGCAGCGUUACUCCAAGUUCAGCAAGGAGGAGCACGAGAACGCCGAGUUUUUGCUCCGUGCAUACCCCGACUUACAAAUUGCUUAUCUUGACGAGGAACCCCCGCGCAAGGCUGGUGGUGAAACGCGUCUGUUCUCUACGCUCAUCGAUGGUCACUCCGAGUUCAUUCCCGAGACUGGUCGCCGUCGUCCCAAGUUCCGUAUUGAGCUUCCUGGUAACCCCAUUCUUGGUGACGGAAAGUCCGACAACCAGAACCACGCCAUCGUCUUCUAUCGCGGCGAGUACUUGCAGCUCAUCGAUGCCAACCAGGACAACUAUCUCGAGGAAUGUCUCAAGAUUCGGAAUAUGCUAGGCGAAUUCGAGGAGUACUCCGUUUCGUCCCAGAGUCCCUAUGCGCAGUACGGUCACAAGGAGUUCCGCAAAGCACCCGUCGCCAUUGUUGGUGCGCGCGAGUACAUUUUCUCGGAGAACAUCGGUAUCCUCGGUGAUCUCGCCGCCGGCAAGGAGCAGACGUUCGGUACCCUGUCCGCUCGUAACUGGGCGUGGAUCGGUGGAAAGCUUCACUACGGUCACCCCGAUUUCCUGAACGCGCUGUACAUGAACACGCGCGGCGGUGUCUCCAAAGCGCAGAAGGGUCUCCAUCUCAACGAAGAUAUUUACGCUGGUAUGAACGCCUUUGGACGUGGUGCUCGUAUCAAGCACACGGAGUAUUUCCAGUGCGGCAAGGGUCGUGAUCUCGGGUUCGGAACGAUCCUCAACUUCCAGACGAAGAUCGGUACGGGAAUGGGCGAGCAGAUGCUCAGUCGCGAGUACUACUACCUUGGCACGCAGCUCCCGAUUGAUCGGUUCUUGACGUUCUACUAUGCCCAUCCUGGGUUCCAUAUCAACAACAUGCUCAUCAUCUUGGCCGUGCAGCUCUUCAUCUUGUGCAUGGUGUACCUGGGUACCCUGAACUCGUCGGUCACGAUUUGUAGCUAUGCAUCGAACGGGAACCUCCUGCCUGGCAUGGACGGAUGCUACAACCUUGAUCCCGUCUUCGACUGGAUCCAUCGUUGCAUCAUCAGUAUUUUCUUGGUGUUCAUCAUCUCCUUCCUGCCGUUGUUCAUUCAAGAGUUGAUUGAACGUGGAACUGCUCGCGCUGUCAUCCGCUUGGGCAAACAGUUCCUGUCCCUCUCGCCCCUUUUCGAGGUUUUCUCCACGCAGAUCUAUACCCACUCCAUCAUCAGCAACUUGACGUUCGGUGGUGCUCGGUACAUCGCUACGGGCCGUGGUUUCGCCACUACGCGCAUCUCGUUCAGCAUCCUGUUCUCCCGCUUCGCCGGUCCUAGUAUCUACCUCGGUAUGCGGACCCUGAUCAGCUUGCUUUACGUGACUAUGGCGUUCUGGACCCCGUAUCUCAUCUACUUCUGGUUCUCCAUCCUCGCGCUUUGCGUCGCUCCUUUCGUCUUUAACCCCCACCAGUUCUCCUUCUCCGACUUCAUUAUUGACUACAGAGAAUUCUUGCGAUGGAUGUGCCGCGGUAACUCGCGCUCGCAUAACAACUCGUGGAUCGGGUACUGUCGUCUCUCGCGGACGAUGAUCACCGGUAUCAAGAAGAAGAAACUUGGUAUGCCAUCCGAGAAACUGUCCGGAGGAGACGUUCCUCGCGCAACUUGGCGUUCCGUGCUCGUUGCCGAGAUUAUUUCCCCCGUCGUCAUGGCUGUUUUGUUCAUUAUAGCCUACAUGUUCGUCAAGGCUUUCCCCGAUAGCACUGGCAGACUUCCUCCCAGCCCGCUCAUCCGCAUCGCUGUGAUCUCCCUCGGUCCCAUCGUAUGGAACGCGGCAGUGCUGUUGGUGCUGUUCCUCGUUUCUAUCUUCCUUGGCCCCAUGCUCGACCCCAAGUUCCCGAUGUUUGGUUCAGUUAUCGCCGCUAUUGCCCACUUCUUGGGUCUUGUUGGCAUGGUUGGCUUCUUCGAGUUCUUAUGGUUCCUUGAGUCAUGGAACGCUUCGCACGCUGUCCUGGGUAUCAUUGCUGUCAUCGCCAUCCAGCGUGCCAUCCACAAGAUCCUGAUCUCCGUAUUCCUGUCGCGUGAAUUCAAGCAUGAUGAGACCAACCGCGCCUGGUGGACUGGUCGGUGGUAUGGAAGAGGCCUAGGCACACACGCCAUGUCACAGCCGGGACGCGAGUUCAUCGUCAAGGUCAUCGAGCUUUCCCUGUGGAGCUCGGACUUGCUCAUUGGGCACUUCCUCCUCUUCAUGCUUACGCCCCCCACUCUACUCCCCUUCGUGGACAAGCUGCAUGCUAUGAUGCUCUUCUGGCUGAGACCGUCGAAGCAAAUUCGUGCUCCGCUGUAUUCGCUCAAGCAGAAGAAGCAGCGUCGCUGGAUUAUCGUGAAGUACGGCUCCGUGUACAUCGCCGUCAUCAUCAUCUUUGUCUGCCUCAUUGCUCUGCCCGCUGCUUUCCAGAAUCGUAUUCAUUUCGAAUGCACUAUCUGCCAGAAUCUCUAA